UGUACCCACAAGGGUUUGGCCUACCUACUAAUUGUAAAGCCUUUGAUUCCGAAUCAAAAUCAAUGAUUCAAACAUUUGUAAUUCUAAGUAGUUAACUCCAAAUGUACCAAGAAAUAUCUCUUGUCACUUUGUACCUCCAUUUUUUUCCUUCUCCCUGCUAUUAAUAAACGAGGACACAAGGAUUGAAUUCAGGACAAAAGGGAUCCAAAGGGGAAGAAAGUGAAUUUGGAACUUGGUUUUCCACUAAUAAAAGAGUAUAGAGUUUCUAUACUUUCUCCCCCAAAGUCUAUUCUUCCUAAUAAGCCAAGACAGACAGACAGAAAUGGCCACACUUGGAGGUGCUCAACAGAAAUGCAUGGCCUGCAACAAAACAGUUUACUUAGUCGAUAAGUUAACUGCUGAUAACCGGGUUUAUCACAAGGCUUGCUUCCGUUGCCACCAUUGUAAUGGUACCCUGAAGCUUAGCAACUUCAACUCUUUUGAGGGGGUUCUUUACUGCAGGCCUCACUUUGAUCAGCUCUUCAAGAGAACUGGUAGUCUGGACAAGAGCUUCGAAGGAACCCCAAAGAUUGUGAAACCUGAGAAAGUUGUUGAAAAUGAGAAUGCACAGAAAGUCUUGAAUCAUUUUGGGGGCACCAGAGAGAAAUGUGUUGGUUGUAGUAAGACUGUCUAUCCAAUUGAGAAGGUUACUGUGAAUGGAACUGCGUACCACAAGAGCUGCUUCAAGUGCACCCAUGGAGGUUGUACCAUUAGUCCAUCAAACUACAUUGCACAUGAGGGAAAGCUCUACUGCAAACAUCACCACAUCCAACUCUUCAAGGAGAAAGGAAACUAUAGCCAGCUCGAGAAUGAACGCGACAAAAGCCCCAUGACCCAGCAAGUUACUGCUGUGGAAAUUGCAGCUGAAUCUUGAUCUGCUUGAACAAACUGGUCUUCCUUCUAUUACGUCUCCAUUCCCCUGCCAACCCUCUUAGGUUUUGUUGCUGUGUUCUUGACAGGAGUCUGCAAUGGUUUUGUGUCAAUUGCAAGAUGAAAUUUGAUAAUGAUGUGUUAUUGGGUUUCUUGCAUAAGGUAGAACUUUUGCUUAUAUAAGACUGAUAAUGAUGGUUUUUAGCUUAAAUAAGACUGGUCAUGGUUUGUUGCAGCCUUUGCUUGAAGUAUAUAAAUUGCUGUGGGCCUG
Messenger RNA from Rubroshorea leprosula, 1180 nucleotides. The record is from the annotation of a GenBank genome assembly. NCBI's taxonomy places the organism in Eukaryota, Viridiplantae, Streptophyta, Magnoliopsida, Malvales, Dipterocarpaceae.